AGGGAGGUAGGGAGGUAUUGAGAGAGAGAGAGAGAGAGAGAGGGAGGGAAGGAUCAGUGCGCAGACAAGCGGCGGAGCGUCUCUGCGCGACCGCUCGUCUCAACGACACACAGGACAGGACGAGGAAGAAGAGGCGGAGAGAGAGAGGAUCUUAGUCCUUAGUGUGGGGAUCUGCAGCAAACACACGGUGUGAAAAUGACGAUGUCCGUCCCGGAGAGGAAAUCAGGAUCUGAGGGGAAGGAGGAGGAGAGCGAGGAUGAGAGUGAAAUCCUGGAGGAGAGUCCGUGCGGCCGCUGGCAGAAGCGCAAAGAGCAGGUCAGCCAAGGAAAUGUCCCGGGGGUGGAGAGUGCGUCUUUGGCCAUGGACACAGAGGAGGGAGUGGAGGUGGUGUGGAACGAAGUGCUCUUCUCUGACAAGAAGGUCUUCAAAGCUCAGGAGGAGAAGAUCAAGGAGAUGUUUGAGAACCUGAUGCAGGUCGAACACCCAAAUAUUGUCAAGUUCCACAAAUACUGGCUGGACAUGAAGGAGAGCCAGGCUCGAGUUAUAUUCAUCACAGAGUACAUGUCGUCAGGCAGCCUGAAGCAGUUCCUGAAGAAAACUAAGAAGAACCACAAGUCUAUGAAUGUGAAGGCCUGGAAGAGAUGGUGCACGCAGAUCCUCUCAGCUCUCAAUUAUCUGCACUCUUGCGACCCCCCAAUAAUCCAUGGCAACUUGACAUGUGACACCAUCUUCAUCCAGCACAACGGUCUCAUCAAGAUCGGCUCAGUUUGGCAUCGGCUUUUUGUUAAUGUGUUUCCAGACGCCAGCAUCCACGGUAAAGGGAGGCAACACCGCGACGAGCAGAGGAAUCAGCAUUUCUUUGCUCCAGAAUACGGAGCUUGUGAAGAUGAUUAUGCCAUGGACAUUUUCUCAUUUGGCAUCUGCGCUCUAGAGAUGGCAGUACUGGAGAUCCAAGCCAAUGGAGACACAGCUGUCUCCAAGGAGGCCAUCGUCCACGCAGGUCAAUCUCUGGAAGACCCCCUCAUGAGAGAGUUCACGCAGUCGUGUCUGCGUCACGAAGCCAAGCUGCGUCCGACAGCUCACGACCUUCUGUUCCACCGUGUCUUGUUCGAGGUGCACUCCCUCAAACUGCUCGCCGCCCACUGCCUCAUCAAUAACCAGUAUUUGCUUCCAGAAAACUGUGUGGAGGAGAAAACCAAGUCCUUUGACCCCAGCGCUGUCAUGGCCGAGAUUAAACACGAGGACAGACAGGGAGUUCAGCUCAAAUAUUCCCACGUGUCGCCGUUGGAGCUCGACAAGUUUCUGGAGGAUGUGAAGAAUGGGAUUUACCCGUUAAUGAACUUUGCUUCGUCUCGGCCUCAUCCCGUCCCUCGCGCCCUGUCCUUGUCGCAGGAGCAGGUGGAGACAGUGAAGACGCCGACGCCUGAGCCACAGGAAACGGAAACGAGGAAGGUCGUCCAGAUGCACUGUAACUUGGAUUCAAAUGAAGAAGGGACCAAAACUCACCUGUCGUUGUUCUUAAAGAUGGAUGACAAACUUCACAGGCAGCUCAGCUGCGACAUCCUCCCAACUGACACCUCCAAAGACCUCGCCAGUGAACUCGUUCACUAUGCCUUCAUAACUGAGGAGGACAGUGAGAAGGUGGCGGGUUUCCUGGAGGACGCCAUCGGCCGACACCGGGUCCGAGCGCUCGCUGCUGGGAGCACACAUUGAGGAGGGGUCGUGACAACGUCUGACCUUGAACUGGGGGUCAUGGGGCGUUGACCACUCUGAUCAAGAAAGGGAGAGGGCAGUGGGCAGGGUCACACAGCCGGGAACAGAAGGGAGCCGAUAGGAGCCUGACCCAGCUGGGGGAUUAAAUGGGGACAAAUAGAGAAGGACGCUGGGCCUUGAUGGUCAGUAAACCACAACAGAGCGACGGAGGAAAACGAAGGCACCUCUGGUCACAGCACCAGAGGCAUCAUGGCUGUGUUCAGCAGUCCCACAACGCAGUGGAAGAUUGACACACCCCCCCUCCCUAAAAGGGCUACCACACCUUAAUAUAUUUCAACAGCUUAGGUUUUCCGUAAUGCCACCAAUCCGAAAGCCUAUGGUUUACUUACAAAAACGCAGCAGCUGUUUUCAGAGAGUGUUUUUAUUGCUCAUAAGCCUUGUUUGCACUCCACUGUCCACACUGAUUGGUGAAGACAAAAAUCCCUAUUUUCCGAGCCAAUACUCCGUCACAGUUUCAUCCAUCCUGCACUGUUCACACUCUUUCUGCUGAAUUAUUUAUUUCUCUUAAACUGUGAACAAUACACAAGCACUGCACCGCACCAUCCUGUUUUUUCUUCAUUCUAGGGUUUUCCAAGAUAAAAAAAGACACGCCACGCUUAAAUGUAAUGCAAUCAACCAGUGAUGAUCAAUGAGAUGAUGCCUCUCUUUCAGCCUGUUGUGCUCUUAAGGGUUUUUUCCCUGUGAAAAUGUUCUGAAAGCCAAAGACUUGCAAAGUGCCUACUAUGGCAGUGUAGUUUGGACACGGCAUCACAAUCAACUUAGCAAUUGGGGAUUUUAUUUUUUUUCUCAGUUUAAACUAAUUAAAAACCAGAUUUGGACUCUCAUCUCUUACCACCAGUACACUAAGUCGGCUUGUGUAAAUAUGAUGAACUUGAAUGUAUAUUGGACAUAUUAUGAAUCAAAUGUUAACGCUCUCUGCUGCAGUUCAUUGUAGUUUAGGAAGAGCUGCAGCUUUUGAGGAAAAUAAACUGGAAGACAUCAUGAUAAGUCCCUGAUUUCUUAAAGUCUAGUAAUGCGGAUAUGAUCUUAAACUCAUAAAUACAAUACAAAACGAUGAUUGUUAUUGCUAUAAUUGUUUCCCCCCCAAAUGAUCAGAAAAUAUUGCAUUAGAUUGAAUUAGUUUUAAAGGUUUCGAGUUGCAUCAAAUUUCUUCGACUUUUGCCACCACUGGAGCUCUCCUGAAAGAGUUGGUGACAAGUUGGUCAAAUUCUCUCCUGUAAAGGGUUCAACUAGGUUGAGAUAUGGCGACUGAAGACAAUAGUAUAUAAUUCACAUCAUUUUUAAUCUCUACAAACAUUAAUUGACCCCUUGUGCCAUAAGAAUGGGGGCAUCGUCCCUCUGGAAGAGACCCCUCCCAUCAGGAUACACACAUUUCCAAAUAGGUUAUAGCUGAUUUCUUUGUUUUUCUAAGCGAGACAAGAAAAACCUGCUCUGCCUUCAGAGCAUGUCUGGAUGUUUACUUGCUUCUACCGCACACAGAGCGCAUAAUGUAUGUUAUGCAUUCAGCAGCAUUUCUAUGGGCUGCUCCAACUGUAUUAUGUCCAUUCUCCAUAACCACGUCUACUGUACUUCUCUGUCAGACAAUGGCGGGAGUGAACCUUGGAAUGAAUUGCACUGCGGCCCACGCAAACACAGAAGUGGAUCACAUUUCAAAAUCUGCCAGAUUGUUUCGUCAGAAACCAAAUUGUUGCACCAUAAAGGGCAGCCAUUUGGGUGCAUUUGUCCUAACCAAAACUCAAAAGGCAGAAAAACUAGAGUGAAUUGUCUGAUUGACCUUCAGGAGUACACUCUUGUUUGCGAGACUCUGCUUCGUGUUUUCCUGGAUGUGUAAAGUCGCAGUUUCACAACAGUCACGCUGCUGUACAGCUUGCUUACAGUACUUACUCACUAUACUCUGUGUCGAGCCUUUUUUCAAUCACCAUGUCCUUCACGACAAAGGCCCUGGAAUCUCCCGGACAUCCACCUACUAUGAGCUAUGUGGUGUACAUAUUUGUUUGUGGCUAUUAAAAGAGUUUACUUUGGACAGAAAGAAUCUCAAAGCGAAGGUGUGCCAACAAUCUAGAAAGCUGCAUGUCUUAAUAGCCUGAAACAUUCAAAACUUAGCAUUUUAUCAAGAAAUGAAUGUUUAGACCGUGCAAACAUGACACAAAAAAAUCCAUAUCAGUCUUACAUGAUGACAGAUUAAUUUUUUUGUCCCAUGACUAUUGAAUGAAACUUGCCUUUGGAUGUGUUCCACUUAAACCUUUGUUUAAUAUUGUUGGUUCUGCAAUGAAAAACAUGAUAAUAAACUUAAUGUGAGAUGUUGA
Molecule: messenger RNA, 4079 nt
Organism: Solea senegalensis (Senegalese sole)
Lineage: Eukaryota; Metazoa; Chordata; Actinopteri; Pleuronectiformes; Soleidae
Product: nuclear receptor-binding protein 2-like
Exons: 18
Coding region: 196-1713 (505 amino acids)
Biological process (GO): intracellular signal transduction; endoplasmic reticulum to Golgi vesicle-mediated transport; protein phosphorylation
Cellular component (GO): endomembrane system; cytoplasm
Molecular function (GO): ATP binding; protein serine/threonine kinase activity
Source: RefSeq, a predicted model, not a curated record